This is a messenger RNA of Etheostoma spectabile (orangethroat darter), 11223 nucleotides long. It is a transcript of the gene tspoap1, whose product is annotated as TSPO associated protein 1. Lineage: Eukaryota; Metazoa; Chordata; Actinopteri; Perciformes; Percidae. The transcript has 34 exons. Gene Ontology annotation, molecular function: protein binding. The coding region runs from base 403 to 7329 and encodes 2308 amino acids. The record is from RefSeq and is a predicted model, not a curated record.
UUCAGGACGGGCCGCCGUUAGACAGACUGUGACACGAGCGCCACAGAUAAACAACAAACCUCUUCUUGCAUGGCCGAACUGACCUUUAACAACUAACGUAAAAGUCUCAGUGUUGUCAGACAGCGAAUUGAAAUGCAGAAAGUAGCGUGGUUGGAAGAGUUAUUACUCCCCUGAUGAGUGAAAAGUUAAAUAUAAGAGUUGAGUCCGCUGAGAGAGAGGACCAAUAGUGAAAUCAUCACCUUCUUUCAAUUCUCUCACACCCUUCACUCAUCUUUCCAGUGACCUGGUGUGAUAAUUGUAUGCUGAUUGUGCGAUAACCUCCCCCCAUCACCCACCUGCACUUCCUCUUACUUCUGAUGCAUGGCCCCUCUUUAGAAAUGAAUACAUCUCGCUGUUCCUUGCAUGUUGUGCUGUGAAAGUGGCAUAAUGAGGGAAGACAGGGAUAACCCUCUGGCACUGUCGUCCAAGAAACCAUGCCAGGGCCAGAAGGACUAUGGACAGGAGCUUGAGAGGCUGCGUGCUGAUUGGGAAGCAGAGAAGAAGCAAACACUGCGGGCCCUUGGACACCUCUCUGUGGAGCUGAGGCACCUGCGGGAAGAAGCGGAGAGGGAACAGCAGAGGGCUGUGAAGGAGCUGGCGGCCAGGCGAGGGUGCCAAAAGGAUAGGCACUCUAACAGAUACCAGAGUCUGCUGGCUAAGGAGGUGAAUAUUAAAGACGGUGGAAGAUACACCAAAGUCGAGUCCACAGAUAAAGAGGCUUUUUGUCUGUGCAGUAGAGAAACUCACACAAAGCUGGAGCAGUUGCUGCUGACGCUGUAUGAGAAGAUAAAUGGUGAGCAGGCAGUCUAUAAAUUGCAUCACAGGCGGGAAUUUGAGCUAGAAAAAGCCAUCUUCCUCUGCCACCUGCUAGGGGCCCAUGGAAGACUGUUGCAGGGGAGGCAGAGAGCAGGACACCCCAGCUUAACUUUUAACAGUGUGCCAAGAAAGCCAAGUCAUGAAGACGGCAGUAAGUCCUGUCUGAAAAAGCCCUUUCUAACCUACUCCACGGCAUUGCCACAGAGAUCGCAGACUGCCUCCCACUCACCUAAGAAAACCAAACCAGAUCAAAGAGAGCAGCCUUCAGGGAGGGCCGUCUGCGCAGCUGAGCUCUCCUCCUCCGCUGCAGUCGGGGACACCUGUUGGAGAGGCUCUCUGAAUAUUUGUCACCCUCGCAACGCUCCCCAUGCGGGCUGGGACAACCAGCCCUCCUACUGCGCUGAGUCCUUUGGGUCAGACAAGUCAUCGCCCUCCAAAUGCAUAGACCGAAACAUGGAGAAUGGUACUGACUAUGGGUUCCUGGUGCGUCAGAACUCUGAACUCUUGCGAGCCCUUGAUGAGCUGGAAAAGACGUGUACCAUACUGAGGGAGGAGAAUGGCCUACUGCGGAAGAGCAGCGCCCCGGAGACUGAGGAGAAGGUCAGGCGGCUGAGGAGAAAGAACACCGAGUUGGCCGUUCUUGCUAAGAGGCUGGAAGACCGGGCUCGGAAACUGCAGGAGGCCAACCUCAGAGUGGUGAAUUCCCCGUCACUGAUGAGACCCGGGUCAGUGGAACAGUACAAGAGGGCGUUUGCCCGUCAGCGAGCUCGUGACCUUGCCCAACACGCCGAUGCACUGCUGUCUAAGGACAAAGAGAUUGCUGCCCUACAGCAAGAGUGCAGAGUGCUCGAGGCACGCCUGGGCACCACCAAGGGCUCCCCUGUUCCAUCUGGCAGUGUGGAAUUUGAGAGGCUUCUCCGGGAGUCUCAGAGGGAGGUGCUGCGGCUCCAAAGGCAGCUGUCGGUCACAUCAUCCAGACAGCAGCACAACCAUAGUCCCGACCCAAGUGACCCGGAGAAGUGUGGUGAAAUUGAGGAAGAGGAGAAGAAGAAGAAGGAGGAGGGGGAAGAGAAGGUUGUAGGAGAGACCCCGGGUGUGGUGUUAGAUGAAGCUCCAUCCAGGUGUGAGAAGACUCCCGGAGAGGAGGAGGAGUCGGGGCUGCAAGUAACGCCCCAACCGGGCCUUUGCCCGACCCCCUCCCUUCAGGAGGAUCACACAGAGGAGCAGCACCUACAGUUUCUGGAAAGUGAGUUGAGCAAGAAGAGAAAAGAAUGUGAAAACCUUGAGCAUGAAGUAAAGAAGAGACAGAAGAGAUGUCUGGAUUUGGAAAGCCAGCUUGAGGAUGAGCGAGGCAAAAAUGAGCAACUAAAGGAGGAGGCAGAUCUCCUCAGGAGGAAGGCACAGCUGCUCGACCAGACUCGGGCUGAGAAUGAGGAGCUGAGGGAAGACCUCUCUGAAGUGACUGCUCAACACAAUUCAGUUCUCGAGGAGAACCAGAGACUCCGUGCCAAACUGGAGAACCUAGAGCAGGUCCUAAAGCAUAUGCGAGAGGUCGCCGAGCGAAGGCAGCAGCUGGAAUUGGAACAUGAACAGGCACUGGCUAUCCUUAAGUUCAAACAGGAUGAAAUCAAACGGUUACAGAGGGCUCAGUUAUACGCCAAGAGGGAGCAUGAAGGAGUGGUUCAGAUGCUGGAGGAGUUGACUCAGCUUGUGUUGCGGAGGGAGCUGUCAAAAGUACGAGACCUGGAGGACAAAUGUCGCAGCCAGAGCGAACAGUUUGGCUUGCUGUCCCAAGAGUUGGAGAAGUUUCGACUGCAGGCGUCGAAGGCGGACCUGGCCAACGCUAGCCUCUUUAACAAUCCCAGCCUCUCUGUUCUGACCAAUGGGGUAGGCCUGACUACAGAGCGAGACUGCACUGGUGGCUCAUGGGAUAUGGUGUCUCUGGGUGAAAUAGCCUUCUGGAGUCUCGAGGGAGGUGACACUCUCUCCUGCCCUGAGGAUGUGGCAGCUGCACUGCGGCUUGGGGCCACCCCCCACGCUGCAGGGCUCUCCAGAGUGGAGCGAUCGCCUGUUACCAAGCAUCGAGAGCUGCCCACCAUCAGUGUCAGCAAGUCAGGAUCUUCUUCCAGCAAGUCAGAAACCACACACCUCACGCCCAAGUCUGACACCCACCUAAGUCCGCACAAAUCCAGCCCAACACACGAGGUGGACACUGCCAGUGAAGUGGAGGAGCUGGACAUUGACGUGGCCCCGGCACCUUACACAGCCAGCAGAGGAGCAGCAAAGCUUCAGGUUUUCAUUGCGAGAUACAGCUAUAAUCCAUAUGAUGGCCCCAAUGACAACCCUGAAGUGGAGCUUCCACUUACUGCUGGAGAAUACAUUUAUGUGUAUGGGGACAUGGAUGAUGACGGCUUCUAUGAAGGUGAGCUGAUGGACGGACGGAGAGGGCUGGUCCCCUCUAACUUUGUGGAACGUGUAUCGGACGACGAUGUUAUGAGCACUCAACAUCCAGAGACGGGGGACAUUUCCCAUAACUCCCUGCUAGACAGCAACCUGCACAGUGCCAGCCACCAGCAUCACCUCCACAUGGGCGUCAGCGCCUCAGAAAGGACAGAGGCCUCUGCUGCCUCUGGCCCUGCCUCAACCCACUCAGAUUCAGCGUCGGCCUUGGCUGUCCCAGCCCCCCUCACCAACGGCCUAGACUUGGAUUUGGAGGAGGUGGGAGUGGACAUUGUGCCUUACCCACGUAAGCUUACCCUCAUCAAGCAGCUUGCCAAGAGCAUCAUUAUUGGCUGGGACCCUCCGCUGGUGCCGGCUGGCUGGGGCAAUGUGUGGAGCUAUAAUGUGUAUGUGGACCAGGAGCUGCGGCUCAACGUGCCCUUCGGUGCCCAGACCAAAGCGGUUCUGGAGCGGUUGGACAUAAACCUCAAGGCCUACCGUGUGUCAGUGCAAAGCCUGACCGAGAAGGGCCCCUCAGACCAGCUGCGCUGCAGCAUGCUGGUCGGUCGGGACGUUUGUGUGGCGCCCACGCAGCUGCGUGUGGAGAGGAUCACCGCCACCUCUGCCAACCUGACCUGGCUGCCCAGCAACAGUAACUAUGUGCACAUUGUGUCCUUGAAUGAGGAGGAGUGUGAGCUGGUGAAGGCCGGCUGCUGCUCGCUGUGCCUCAAUAACCUCUUGCCCAGCCUGCAGUACACAGUCAAAGUGGAGGCACGGCCGCACCGCACGCCAUGGGAGUUACCUGUGGAGCGACGUGAGCACAGAAGCGCUACGAUCACCUUCACCACACUGAUGGCAGUUCCAUGCCCACAGUCUGGGAACUCAGGGCCCCCUGAUGCUCCUCUGGAUGUACAGCUCGAGCAUGGCCCCUCCCCGGGCAUUGCCCUCGUCAGCUGGCUGCCAGUCACUAUAGAUGCUGCCGGGACCUCUAAUGGAGUCCGUGUCACUGGAUACACUAUAUACGCUGACAAGAAAAAGGUACUGGAGGUGUCUUCCCCAACAGCUGGCAGUGCCCUGCUUGGCCCCUCUCAGAUGCAGUCCCUGUUGGCAGCUCAGGAACUCACUGUCCGCACCACAUCCGCCCACGGGGAUUCCUGCGACUCUUUGCCAGUCAAUGUGCCCUCCAAGCUGACUGCCAUCAUGGCAGGUCCAGCUAUCACUACCCAAGUUGUGCCACCUGGACCCUGCACCCCUACAGGUUGCGGUAACCUGCCCUCAACGCCAUCCUACAGGAACUCUGCUGCCAAAGUCUCCAUGCUGCCCAGCACAUCAGUGGAGGCUGAUGCCAACCCUCCUCAUGCACUCCACUCAGAAAAUCUUUUUUUAUCUGCAGCAUAUGCAAAGGCCUGGGCCAACCCCUCUUCUGCGUCUGCCUUGGCCGCGUGUGAGGCCAUAUUACCAGUAGCCUCCACCAUUACUCCAGUGGUUAAUGUGACCUCUCCUACCACCUCACCACCCCAACCAUCUCCAGUAGCAGCAACUGCACAAGCAACAGUAAUGGCGGCAGCAGCAGUGUUGGAGCAGCGCAGAGACACCAACAGCCCUGACACCAUCCGUCCUUUCCCAUCUAUGAGAGAGUUCAUCGAGGACCCCAGUGCCAAGGCAGGGAUCCCUGAGCGCAUCCCGUCCCCACCCAAAGCCCCCAUCUCAGACUUCCUUAACCCUCAGAACCUCCUCCGACCCCCCUGCACCUCCCCGCUGGAGUCAGAGGCGGAGGAUGAGCAGGAGAAUACCCGCCUGGUGUCCAUCGAGGAGUUCUUGAGACAGGACCCAGAGCCAGCAUACUGGAGGAAGCAGCAGAGUUACAGCAGAGGGCUUGUGGAGCCUCCCAGUGACUAUCACGCAGACAACAGCCGUUCAGAUCUUUCUGACAUCCUGGAGGAGGAGGAGGAGGAACUUUACUCUGACCAUCUCGGCGAAGCACAGGCCAGGGGCUACACAGUCAGAGCUAACAGGUCACGGAAACCCCCAGGCAGUGACGAGGAGGUAUUUCAGAGGAUCCCUAAAUAUCAUCCUCACAUCCAACAACACAAGCAGCUGUUCGGCAUUCCUGAGAUGACAGAAGAGGAAGCUAGCCGUCAAGACGAGCCUUUAACCCACCACAGUCAGCCUCGGCCCAGGCCCAGCCACCAUUACCCAAGAGCCUCAAAACACCUCCACCAUGACCCCCAGCAUCACCAUAACCCACACUCAACUGUUCCCCCUCACCAUCACCACUUCAACAGGGAUGUUGGAUCUCUACCCAAAGAGCCUUUUCCCCGGCAUGGACCCAUGCAGGUCAGGCCUAAGACGCAGCACAGGGUGCGCUACGCAGACACAGUUGAUACCAUGAGUUAUCCUGAAGAAGACGACAUGAGUUUAUACGAGGGUCCCUCCAGCAGGCGGGUCUCAGCCCGCUGUCCUCCCCAGAUGAGCCCCUACAGCAAAGAUAGAUCACUGCUCAGAGGGCUAGGGGACCGCCUUAGAAGGGAGGCCAUGCUUAGGAGUCAGAUGGCUGCUGCCACGGCCGCCAACCCCGGCCAUGGUCUUAUCCCACCAAGACCCUACCCAGUCAGCCAAACAGGACCUACUUUGAGGUCACCUAUUGGUCGCGAGGUAGAGAUUGACGUGGAGUAUGGCACAGAUAACGAGGAGCCUGUGGAGUACGGUCCGGCGGAAGCAGAGGCGGAGCAGAUGAGCUCUGAGUGGUGGGUGGAGGGGGCUCAAACGGAGCACAGCAGACCUCCUCUCCGCCGAGGCCUGAAGGCUGAUCCGCCGGUAAACGUUGCUGCAGGCCAGGAGCCCAGCCAAGUCCCUCCCACUGAGGCAGGUCCAGCGUGGGGGGCCCAGGGUGAGCUCUCUUCUAAACCAGCAUGCUCGCAGGCCAGGCAACCCAAAGGUACUGUUGAUUCACCAAAGACCAAAGGAAACAGUGACAUACGUAUCUUUGUGGCCCUCUUCCCUUAUGAUCCUGCCACUAUGUCGCCCAAUCCGGACGCUGCUGAGGAAGAGCUGCCCUUCACUGAAGGACAGAUCAUCAAAGUUUACGGAGAUAAAGACGCAGACGGGUUCUACCGAGGCGAGUCUGCCGGGCGCCUAGGCUAUGUUCCAUGUAACAUGGUGUCUGAGAUCCAGGUGGAGGAUGAGGAGACCCGGCAGCAGCUACUGCAGCAGGGCUUCUUGUCCACAGCGUCCUCCAUGGAGAAGAUAGGCACUCGCACACACGCACAGCUUCCACGUCGCCCUGUUCCACCGCCGAAACCGAGACGAUCCAAGAAAGUGGAGUCUGUGACACUCUGGGAGGAGAGCGUAGACUCCACUAGCCAAGACCCCAGCCAGACUGCCCCUGCUGCCCCUGCUGCCCCUGUUGCUGCUGCUGCGGCAGCUGUGGGAGACCCAGCACCAGGAGCCCGCAGAAUGGUCGCCAUCUUUGAUUAUGAUCCACGAGAGAGCUCCCCCAACACUGACAUAGAGGCUGAGCUGACCUUCAGUGCAGGAGACAUCAUACAUGUGUUUGGUGACAUGGACGAAGAUGGCUUCUUCUACGGAGACUUGAAUGGACACAGCGGCUUGGUGCCCUCCAACUUCCUGCAGGCCGUUCCAGAGGACGCCCCCUCUGCUCAGUCAGCCCCAGAAGCCAAGAAAGAAUCCCAGGGUAACUGGACGUCUUCUACAGAGCAGCAGCAACAUCAACAACCUAGGCCCUCAACCCUAGAAGAGGCUUUGCAGCCCCAAACAGAACCUCCUGUCCCUGACCCAACAGAGCCCACAGACCUGCGACCCAAACUGACACCCGCUGCGAGCCUCACGUCAGACCUGGAACCUGCUCCAGGUCCAGGUCCAGCAGCAGUGGAGGCCUGCUGCUCUCCUCCAGCCCCCCUUCCAGCAGACAGCCCGACACAGACGGACUGCUCUGCACAAGGCAAGAAGAAGAAAGGCUUUUUCUCCAAAGGCAAGAGGCUGUUCAAAAAGCUGGGAUCCAGCAAGAAAGAAUGAGUCAGGACCUCUGACUCGGAAUACUCGCAUCACAUUGAGGCACUUUUUUCACUGUUAGUCUCAGUCGGUGCGGUUAGUGGCUAUCAGAUCUAAUAACCGAUGCUUUAACCGUCACUAAUUAUACAAUUGCCUUAGAGCACUGCUAGCUGCUGUUAAAUUUAGAGUACAUCAACACACCGCUUACAGCAUUGUGCGAGCAUGCAGAAGUGCAUGUUGAAGUGUGCAAGCACACAAAUAUAUUCUCUAAACACUACCUAACUAGCUAAGCAUUUGUAAAUGUUCAAGUCAAUAGAGGCGUUAACGCUUGAUAUACAACACUAAGAUCUAUCAAUCUGAUACAGAACAGCAGACUAGACUUCAGCCCAGCUCAGACACAGCUAAUUAAAUAUUAGCUUUAAUGUUCAUGCCACUUUAUUUAUUUGAAGCGAACAAACAGAAGCAGCAGUCUAUCUCUUCCUCUGUGUCACUAUAAAGAAUGCACUAUCCAUCCUGAACGGAUGUAUUUUAAAUAACUCUCCGCUUGUCCCUCACGUGAUCCUCGUCUUUAAGAAAAUGUAUACAGUACUUUGUACAGAACAUGUUAUUUAUUUGUAUUACUCUUGCCCUAACCAUCAGCACAUUGCAUGAAGUGACAUCUGGGCAGGAGGUUAGUCAUCUAGAGCUGUGGGAGACAGCCGUGAUCCACCUUGAUACGUGUAAUUUAGAUCAAAUUAGUUAUGGGGAUUGAGGUUAACAGUCUAGACCAGGGGUCUUCAACAGGGGGUCCGCGACCCCUAGGGGGUCCGCGGAGGUACUGCAUGGGGGUCGCGAAAGUUUUGGUUGAUUAGACUUUUUUUAAAUAUUCCCCCCCCCUGCAAUUUUUUCCACUAAUUGAAAUGUCUUUAAAUACACAUUAACAUGAACUCAACACACUGUAGUAAACAGAUAAAUGGAGGCUUUCAGUCAUCAACGCACACAUGGCACCAUAGGACCAGUUUGAUAUAACACAAUUUUAUACAAUAUAUAUAAUAAGGGGGUCCCCGCUCCAUCUCGCCAUCAGUUUGGGGGUCCUUGGCCUGGAAAACGUUGAAGACCCCUGGUCUAGACUAUUUGUUGAAGGUUAAUAAUAUGGUCUUCUUUGGUGUGUGCAUGUGUGUGUAGAUGAAGCUGCCCAGUCCACUGGUGAGACUGAAAACAGAUGCCUUUCUCAGACAUUAACUCAGACCUAAAGGUUGCAUACUACUUAAUGUACUUAAUGUUUGUGUGAGUAUGAGAGAGUUGUGAACAAAGGAUGUAGUAUCUGGUGAUAAACAGGCUGCUCUUUUUUUUUUCUUUUAGCUAAUAUGGCUGCAACUUAUAUUAUUAAAUCAUUAUCCAUUAACUGUUUGGCCGGUACAACAUAAAAAAUAUAUAGUAAUAAAAAGAAUAUAGUUUCCUAAAGCCUAAGGUAAGGUCAUAAAAUGUCUUGGUUCUUCCCACUAGCUGUUCAAAACUCAAAGAUAUUAAAUUUAAUAUAAUGUAAGACUGGGAAAAAAAGCUUAUUCUCCCAUUUGAGAUCCUAAAAUCCAUCAACCAUUUGAUGUUUUUGCUUAAAUGAUUAAUUGGUUUUUGACAUUAGUUGCUUAUCAAUUUUCUCUUGAUUGACUAAUACAUAUGUUAUUAAAGUCAAAUUCAAGACUAAUGCGUCUGAUGGGACAUUCUGAGCCUUAAUACUGUCAAGGAAAUAAAGAAAAUCUAUUGGCAACUUGAAGUUAUUAAAAUAAAUAGAAAUUUUGGAAAUAGAAAGAAAUAUGGGUUUUAGGGGGUGUAAACAUGAAGUAUAAUGUUGCCAUGGAGUCAGUGAGUUAACCAUGGGCUACAACAUUAGCCCUCAUUUUUAGCCUACAUUUAUUUCCAUUUUUGGCAAAUUGGCACCAUUAAAAGUAUGUUGAAUUAUCUAUUAGCACUUCCUGUUUGCAGUGUACACUCCUCAUGAAUGAAGACAACUGUCACAGGACUACUUUGAUAAGGAAGUAAACUUAAAUACGUGAUGAUGCUCGGGCAAAUUCUGGACUUCAUUUUUCUAUAAUUUCCACAUGAACAGUUUGAAACCCUCUGGACUAAUUGAUUGUUCAACCAGUUGUUAUCUAAUCUACAGCCAAUAUUCUAGUUUAAUUUAAUAUUCAGAUUGGUGUGAAGCAGGGUCCUCAGUGCUGGAUACAUUGAUAGCCUACAGUAUAUAAUAAAAACUCAUUUGGAUUUUUUUGUGAUUUGACCGUAGCACAUAGGAACAACAGUUGCUAGAAUUGUGUUAAAGGUGUCAUUCGUGGCACUGGGGGGAGGGGGGGGGAGGGGGUUGUGGCACUGCUGUACUGUGCUAGACUUUGCAAUACGUUUUUCAUGUAUCUUUUCAUUUGCCUCCAUGUUUGAGUUUACUGAACUUGUGGUUAGUGAAUAUUGGGUCAGACAGGCUAAACAGUGUCUAUCAGCCCAUGCAGUGUAGCGCUGAUUAGUUUUUUGUAUCCACAUACUUGCAUCAACUGUAGACUGGUUGAAACUAAUGGUUUGUGAUAGCUUUACUUACAUUAAGAUGUACUACAAGUAUUCAGUUUUGGUGGGAGUGUGUGGACCAGGCCUUAGUAUUGAGCUUAUCAGUCACUAUAACACAUUCAGUGAUCUGUCAAUCUGUCUGAUUGGAUCUUUGAUCUGCGCAACACAGGGCGGUUGGGUAACUUCUCAGGUUUAUCUUGUAGUUUCUUACUAAUGCUGAGCCACCUGUUGGCUCUGGCUGUCAAAAACUGCAGAACAUGCCAAAAUCUUAGGUGCUUUGUCUGUUACCAUAGAUCCGAGAGACCAAGCAUCGGGCUGCAUGGGGGAUAUUCAGCGGGCUAGUCUGGGCUGAAGCGUGGAGGCUUGUUUUGAACAUCACACCUGAUCUCACUCACGGUGUUGAUGGAGUCACACCUGAUGACACAAGUUGGAGGCAAUUUUUUCUUUCUUUCUUUAAUGUCAUGAAUGUUUUGAAUCGUUUGUCCGUGUUACAUAAAGUGAGCAUGACGAUGCCAAGAAUGAAAGGGAGGGCGGAGCGACAAAGACACUUUAGACGUGUAAUAGCCGGGAUAGAGGCAUGACCGAGGCUGUACUGUAUAUUUUAUUUAUUUGUUGUUUUCUAAAAGGGGGUUGGAUGCUCAAAAGUUGCCGAAAUGUACAGCAAAUAUUUGUACUGAUCUUGUAUUUGACGGCCUUUAAUGCACAAGUAUUCCUCUACCUGCUGUGUAGUGAGUAGACGGCUCUGCUGUUGACUGAAUAGGACCCUAGGCCCAAUAGGUAGUAUUUAAGCUCAGUUGAUCAUAUUUAGCCUUACAAGAAGACCUUGUUUAGUCUUAAUAUGUUGUUUACAGGAUGUUUAAUGACUGCAUGCAUACCAAUGUUAUACCCAUGUUCGGCCUUAUUUAUGUUACUGUCAUAUUUAUGUUUUUAUAGGCGGAUUUGUCUACAAUAUUUGAAUUGUAGAUUAUCCAAUGCAGUGGAAAAAAAGCUGUAGCAGCUGUGUGUAUAUAAUGAACAUUGUUGGGACUGUGGUAUAUUUUCAUACAGCGCAGGAAACUAUUUUCUUUUUCUUUUUUUUGUCUUCCCUGACCUGCAUUCAUUGUUUGACAAGUGUAAGAUUUACCUUUUUUUAUAUAUAUAUAUAUAUAUAUAAAUAUAUAUAUUAAUGUUUUUAUUACCCUUUUGGAAGCUCGUCUGUAAAUAUGUUUUGUUAAUAAUGUUUUUCAGAUUAUUUUGGGGAUUUUUGUUUGCAUGUCCGGGCAUUGUCGAUGGAGCAACAGUAAGUGAAGAUGUAGUACGCAGAGGACUCGUUGACUUUAAAUUGUGAUGGUUUGUUUCAAUAUGGAUCUUUUUACAGGAAUAAAGAAUGUAUAUUUUCACAGAAAA